Striga hermonthica is the source of this 1809-nucleotide messenger RNA. Lineage: Eukaryota; Viridiplantae; Streptophyta; Magnoliopsida; Lamiales; Orobanchaceae. The record is from the annotation of a GenBank genome assembly.
AUGGCGGACAAGCAAGUGAUGAAGCGUGCCAAGCAUAAGUCCUCAGUCAAGGAUCCCGGAGUUUCCGGCAUUCUCAAACUGAGCGUAGAAAGAUUUGUUUUCAUGCCAAAUGAUCCACAAUCAACCACAAAGCUGAAUGUGGAGUUUAAGACGAUUAAAGGACAUAAAUUCACCAAGGAAGGUUCAAGUAAACAGGCCUUGCUUAAUCUUACUCAAGACCAGGGGAAAAAUUACAUUUUUGAGUUUGAAAGUUUUUCUGAUCGUGAUAUAUGUCGGGAAUAUGUUGCCAACGCCAUUGCAUUUCAUACUGAAGGUGGAAGAGCAAUAUCUGAAAAAUCAGCGGCUCCACUCAACAAUGAACAACUCAGCAGAGCAGAAACAGAGCAGCGUAUUAAGCUACUGCAGGAGGACAGUGAAUUACAGAAACUUCACAAGCAAUUUGUGUUUGGUGGUAUAUUGACAGAUGAUGAAUUUUGGGCGACUAGGAAGAAAUUGUUGGACAAGAAUGAUGGCAGAACACCAAAACAACGCCUAGCCUUGAAAAAUGAAAUGUGGUCUGUCAAACCAUUGUCCGAUGGUCAGUCAAACAGGGUGACUUUUAACUUGACGCCGGAGAUCAUUCAUCAGAUAUUUGCUGAAAAACCGGCAGUUCGGCAAGCAUUUUUGUCUUUUGUCCCUCACAAGAUGACGGAAAAGGAGUUCUGGACUAAAUAUUCAAGGGCAGAAUACCUCCACAGUACAAAAAAUGUGGUUGCUGCCGCAGCAGAGGCUGCUGAAGAUGAGGAGCUAGCUGUUUUCCUGAAGCGCGAUGAUAUGCUCGCAAGUGAAGCUCGGAAGAAGGUGAUCAGGCUUGUUGAUCCGACUGUGGAUAUGGAAGCUGAUAUGGGUGAUGAUUACAUACAUCUCCCGGAUCAUGGAUUGCUUCAUGAUGAGGUCAAAGAUGAUUUGGACUCGCAAUAUGAACCGUACAAAAGAUCCUUCUCACAAGAUUUAAACCAGCAUGCUGCAGUUGUUCUUCAAGGAAGAGUUGUCGACGUCGAGCUGGGAGAUACAAGAUCUGUUGCUGAAGCCCUUGCCAGGUCAAAACAGGCUGAAUUGUCCGAUGAUUUAUCCAAGAGAAACUCAAAGAGAGAGCUCUCUGACAGGAUUUCCCGACUGGCAGCAAUUGAGGAUCUUCAGGGACCUAAAGAUCCUGCAGUCGCGCCACUUAGUAUCAAGGACCCACGAGACUACUUUGAUUCUCAACAGGCUAAUGCAUUAAAGGCAUUGGGGGAUGCUGAUUUAGGUGCAAAAACUUUAAAAUCCCAUGUGAGCUCACGUGCAGCUUAUGGUUCUUUAAGGAAUCACAUAUCUAAUAUCAGAGACACGGGGUUGAGUGAGCCAAUUUUGUAUCAAGAGGUGGCUCUUAAGGUUCUCAAUGAGUUGAAUCAGAAAAUCUCUGGAAGCAAGUUUCAUCUUGGAAAAGAUCCACACGAGAGUCUCCUGGAUAGUUUACCGAAAGCUACCAAAGAGGAACUCUUGCAUCAUUGGACCUCAGUCCAGGAACUAUUAAAACACUUCUGGUCAUCUUACCCAAUCACAACCAAGUAUCUCACGACCAAGGUGACCAGAUUGAAGGACGCGAUGUCCCAAGUAUAUCCAAAGUUGCAGGCAUGUAUAAAAGAAUCCGUGCAGUCUGACGUCAGGCAUCAGGUUUCUCUUCUUGUUCAGCCAAUGCUUCAGGCUCUGGAUGCGGCUUUCGCACACUAUGAAGCAGAUAUACAGAAGAGAUCUUCCAAGGGUUGCGAGAGGCCAAAUGGUUUUGCUUAG